Messenger RNA from Fraxinus pennsylvanica, 2490 nucleotides. NCBI's taxonomy places the organism in Eukaryota, Viridiplantae, Streptophyta, Magnoliopsida, Lamiales, Oleaceae. The record is from the annotation of a GenBank genome assembly.
AUGGGUGCGUUUUGGCUCAACAACUUGUUUUGUAGGAUGACUUUGAAGAAUUUUCCGGGUAAGAGCUGUGGAUUGUAUUGUUUUAAAAGGUUCAGCGAUGUNUGUGGAUUGUAUUGUUUUAAAAGGUUCAGCGAUGUUUUAGUUGUCGUAUUGUUUUUGUGUUAUGCCUGUUCUAGUGGAUUCUGUGAUACUUUUAACAUGGUUUCAAUGCCUCUUGGUUUUGAGGUUAGUGGUCUUGAUAGAAAUGCGAAUUGGGUGUCUGAAAAUGGAGUUUUUGCAUUUGGUUUCUUGGAGAAAGAUGGUGAUGAUGCUGAUGAGUGUGUGGUUGGAAUUAGGUACAAUUUAGGGGAUAAAGCUGCAAAUUUUCCUGUGUGGACUGUUGGUGGGGGGCUUAGGGUUGCAAAAAACUCUACAUUUAGGCUUGCCAUGGAUGGGAGGCUAGUCUUGAUUAAUAACCCAAAUGGAAUUAUUGUUUGGAGUAGCAAUACAUCUUCUUUGGGUGUUCAAAAAGCUAGUCUUUUGGACAAUGGAAACUUGGUUCUUCUGGGCAAUAAAGAUGAAGUGAUUUGGGCGAGUUUUAGUAGUCCAACAAACACUUUACUUCCUGGGCAGUCACUUCAUUACCCUCUUAGCCUUAGAGGUCCUUCCAUGAUAUCGAUUUUGAGUUACUAUAGUCUGGUGAUUCGCCAGACGGGUGAACUUGAACUUGUGUGGGAACACAAUAUCACCUACUGGAGGAGUCACUUUAGCUCCUCUGCUAUUGUGAGGGAAGCCAGGUUUGAUUCUGUUGGCAUUUUUGGUCUGUAUGAUGAUGGAAAAAAAGUUGUUUGGUCCGUGUCAAGUAAGGAUUUUGGAGACCCUUCUGUGACUUUGAGGCACCUUAGGGUUGACCAAGAUGGAAAUCUGAGAAUUUACUCAUGGGACAAUGUAAGUUGUACAUGGAAAGUAGGUUGGCAAGCAGUGAAGGAUCAAUGCAAUGUGUUCGGUUCUUGUGGUUUAUACAGUGUGUGUGGUUAUAAUUCUACGGGUCCUGUAUGUGAUUGUUUGUCUCCAGAUUCCUUGCUAAGGAGUAUUGGUGCUUCUGCAGUUGAUGCAGGUGGUUCAGGGUGCAAGAAAAUGGUGGAUUUGGGAAAUUGCAAGAUGCAUACAAGCAUGUUUAUAAUGAAGCAAACAGUUCUUUAUGGUCUUUAUCCUCCACAUGAUGUUGAUAUGUUGUUGAGUGAGGAAGCUUGCAAAGAGUAUUGUUCGAAUGACACUACUUGCAUUGCUGCAACAUCAGCAAAUGAUGGUUCGGGUUUAUGCACAAUCAAAAGAACCAGCUUUAUUAGUGGGUACAGGAACCCCUCUGUUCGUUCCGUUUCAUUCUUGAAGGUCUGUUCGGUUCCACUGGCUGUUGCAGCGCAUGGUGGUGAUCCCCUUAGUAAUUCACAAUCAGUAUCUUUGUCAACGGGUGGACUUAGUUCUGAAGGGGUAAGUGUUAAAAAGUUUAUUGGAGCUAUAGCACUGAUAGUUUUACUCACAGUAUCAGUACUUGUGAGCAUUCAAUUUUCAUUGUUUUGGUUCAUUUAUCAUAGACGAAAAAUUAAGGCUCAGACAAGGAUUCCCUUUGGGAAGGAUGCUCAAAUGAACCCGCGUUAUAGUGUACUUAUCAGAUUACCGUUUGAGGAAAUAAAGGAACUUACAAAUGGUUUUGCUAGUCCACUUGGCCAGUCUGUUUUCAGAGGCACUCUUCCAAAUAAAAUACCCAUAGUUGCUAAAGUUUUAAAUGAUGUAAUUGUAUCAGAGAAGGAUUUUCGAGUUGCAGUUUCUACACUGGGUGGGACGCAUCAUCGAAAUCUUGUAUCUGUUAAAGGCUUCUGUUUUGAACCAAGACACAAGAUUUUACUGUACGAGUAUGUUCCAAAUGGUUCUUUAGACAAGUGGCUUUCCAAUUCCAAGCACAAUCAACAAGAACAGAUUUCGCAUAAAAGACUCGAUAUAGCCCUUGGAGUGGCACAUGCUCUUGCUUAUCUGCAUUCAGAAUGCCAACAAUGCAUUACUCAUGGCAAUUUAAGUCUAGGGAAUGUCUUGCUUGAUGAAAACUUGGCUCCUAAGCUGACAGAUUUUGGACUUCAGGGCUUCCUCAUAAAGAAAGCGGCUUCUUCUUCAGAGUCUCCAUCAGAAAGGGACAUUUACAUGCUUGGACAAAUGUUCGUGCAAAUUGUUACUUGCAAGAGAGAGUUUUCUGGAGACAAUGUGGAGCAAAUACUCAAUUAUGUGUAUCAGGAAAACAAAUUUAUGGAGAGUGAUAGUUUGAAAAUGAUGGAAAGAAUUGCGAGAAUUGCGUUUUGGUGCAUGCAAAGUAAAACAUUUUUAAGACCUUCGAUUGGCGAAGUGGUUAAGGUACUCGAAGGAACUCUUUCAGUUGAUCGGCCUCCAUCAUUCGGUCUACCUCAAAGGCAUGACAGUAUUAUAGAGUCAGAAGUUGUGACGGAAAUAGAAGUAGAAUAA